AUGGUCGAGAACUGGGGUAUGAUGCAACGCAUGCUCAACUUCAAGGAAACCAGUGAUUGCACACAUCUCAAUGAGAGGGUGGAAAAGGUCUCAAGCUUCUGGGGUGAGCGGAAAAACAACUCACCGAAGCGCCAGAGACCAGAGGGCGAGGACAACGGCGAAGUCUCCCGGCCUUCCACCGCAGAACCGGGUUUCUUGCCACCCUUUACACCAACCCGAAGUCGCGCGGGCACUCCCAGCACGCUGCGGCGCCGAGUGCUGAAAGACAGGGUCACUGCGCUGAUGUUGGACGUCACCACGGAACAGCUCAAGGAGCAGAAGCCCAUGCCGGUGCAAUACAAAAAGGUGGCCUCCUGGACCAAGGAGGCAAAACCCUCGAGCCCGGUCAAGCCUCAGUCAUUGACAUCUUCGCUUGGCAAGUCACAGUCUUUGACCACUUUGAACCUGCCGGAAACCAGUUGGCGUGCAGAGGCGCCUCUGCGCUGGUCACGCAGCCAGGAAAAGAGCUUGCUUCGCAGUGCUUCCUCCAAGUAUUGGGGCUCCAACCAGGCGUGGCAAGAACCACCCGAGGGUGCACCUCCCAGAAAAGCACCGAGCUUGGAGGAUCGCUACUUGAGCACCUGCCGAACACGCCGUGCCGUGCCUGUUCCCUUGUCCUUUGUGGAGGGUCAGUCAGCCAAGCUAGAUGGCCGUGACAUGCUGGAGGAACAGAUGAAGGCUUUGGUGCAGAUCUUGGAGGGUAAAGUGGAAGAAGUGAACAUGGAGAACAAUCGACUCGUCACGGAUCAAACACUGGCGCCGCUCUUUCAAAAGCUUCAUGCACCGCACAUGAGAGACUCCCUGCGGACCAUCAAUCUGAGACACUGUCGCGCGGGUUUGAACACCCUGGAGAUGUGCGUAGAGCUUCUGCCAGUGGCCAUGAACUUGAGACACGUGGACCUGAGCGGAUUGCCCAUGGCCGUGAAGUUACAGCUUCCCCUUUGCAUGGGCCUGGGAAGUCAUCAGAACCUUGAGUCUGUGGCACUCGCUGGUGUUGGCUUGGGAGGCACCUUUUGCACUGCCGAAUGCGCACGUCGGCUGGUGGGUUCCAUGAGCUUUAGCUCCUUAGACUUGAGUUGGAACUGCUUCGAUGCGGAAGACUUUCAGCAGAUGGGGAAGCAGCUCAUGCAGACCAAGCCCGGGGGUUCGAAGUUGAAGAAGCUCUACUUGGACAGCACGUCCUCGGUGGUUGGCAAUUACGAUUGUUCCAUCUCGGAGCUGUUGGAGGCCUUGUCCUACAACACCUCCUUGACGUAUUUGAGCAUUGCAGCCAAUCGCAUUGACUUCAAGCCAGCCUUGGUCCUGGAGGAUGCGCUGGCAAACCACCAACACAUGCGAAACAUCAACAUCUCCCAGAAUCCAUUGGGGUCCUUGGGAUUGCGGAGUAUGUUGCGGCUUUUGGCCCGAAAGAACAAUCAGAUCAGGCACUUUGAUGCAGAGGGCUGCUUCACCGGCGGUCCAGAUCACGAAGACGACAUAGAGCAAAGCGUUGCCUGCAAGACCUUCUCGUUCACUAACCCAGGUGGACGAUAUCGACUGGACCUGAAACGGCCCUAUCACCGGGCCAUGCUGCGGAUGCUUUGCAAGACAGCAGAGCGCUACAAGGUGCCCUUGGAGAAGCCGAUGAGCGAUGUGAGCUACUCCUUGGGGAGCUUGCCCCCAGUGACCAAGCACCCUUCCAGCGGCAUUUGGCAAGUGCCAAGUGCCGGAGAGCUCUCCUUCACCUUCAGCGUGGAAAGUGAGAUCGAGGCCAAUAUGCAGGGCGUGGACGAAGAUGACUUCGUAGGAUUUCUCCAGAAGCACUUCCAAUUCACCCGCUUCCACCCGAGCUGGAACAAAGUGGUCCCGCUCUGUGCCAAGUGGGCCGAGCUCAAUGGGAGAUCCUUGGAUCAAGAAGUCUUUAUCCAAGCAUUAGCAAAAGACUUCAACAUGACGGUGGGCUAUGUGCAACACCUCUGCAAUGCAGCCCCAGCCAUGGAAGCAGAGGUGAUCAAUGCGAUGCUUCCAUGCACUCCGGAGGAUGGAGGCUCUCGCUACCUGCUGCUUCAGACCUUACGAUCGUUGCCUGCCUUCGUCAUGACGUAUCAGACCAUGGAGUGCUUCUUGCUUUUCAACGUCUCCAACCCCACGGGACACUACAAACUUGAGCUGAACAACACCUCACAGUUCGCUGUGGCACAGCGCUUACUACUGCUGGAUCGAUGGGAGGUGGUCAUGAACAAGCGCAGGGGCCGAGUGGACAUUUCUUCGCGGGGGAACGAGUCGCACUUCCGGAACGAGCUCCAUGCAGGGCAGCCGCUGCGGAGCCAAUCGGUGGCGGAGUGGACCUUGCCCGAGGCAGAUGAGUUUGAGUGCGACUACGUGAGCUCCAAGCGUCCAUCGGUCACAGCUCAAGCCCUGACAGAUCAGCUCUGGGAGCGGUUAAUGGUCAACCUCCACAAGUCUCAAUGCUCAGAUGAGGAGAGGUUGAAAGUGAUCCGGGCCAUCAGUCAUGAGAUCUACAUCACGGCCAAACACAUGCGCCAGAUGAUGGGUUUUUUCAAAGAGAGUCAACAUCGGCAGGAGGCCUUCGUGAUGUUCUACACGCGAAUUAUUGACGUGCAAAACAUGAAGCUGUGCUACGUGCGCUUGGGAAAGGAAGAAGAGCUUAUGAGUCUCCAGCACCGCUUGGGACAAACCUUCUUCUUCCCUUUUUUCCAGCCAGAGAAUGCCAAGUUUGAGUUGGAUUUGAGUUUCAACGACCAUCGCAUCGUGGCGAAGAUGUUGGUCUCCUUGGCGGCUCGUGAAAAGCCGAGCAAUUUGAGGGACCCUGUUUGGCAGAAGAUCGACGGCACGUUGGACGAAUUCGCCAUGGGCAUCCCCCGAUCCUGGGAGACACAGACGCCAACCAGUGGCAUUUUCAAGUGCCGCUACGUGUGUUCAGCAGAUGAUCGAAAUGUUGCCUGGCGCAAGGGUCUUGCUCAGAAGUACAGCUACUUCCCUCGAGAAGUGACCGACAGUGUCUCUCGGCGGGAGUGCAUGGCAUUGUGUCGGCAUUCCAUGGCCUGA
Messenger RNA from Durusdinium trenchii, 3087 nucleotides. The record is from the annotation of a GenBank genome assembly. Lineage: Eukaryota; Dinophyceae; Suessiales; Symbiodiniaceae.